AUUUUUUCUUCUAGGGGUACAGCUAUAGCAAGAAUUAUUGGUCAUAAUGUUACUAAACUUGAUAAUUUUGAUCAAACAGUUAAAAUGUAUGUAUUUGAAGAAGUUGUUGACGGAAAGAACCUUAGUGAAAUUAUAAAUACACAACAUGAAAAUGUAAAAUAUCUUCCAGGUUAUAAAAUUCCACCAAAUGUUGUAGCAGUCACUAAUGUAGUAGAUACUUGCAAAGAUGCAGACAUUUUGAUAUUUGUUUUACCACAUAAAUUUAUCCGUGGUGCUUGUGAACCACUUUGUGGAAAAAUAAAAUCAUCUGCAGUUGGUGUCUCUCUUGUCAAAGGCUUUGAUAUUGGACCCGAAGGAAAAGUUGAAUUGAUAUCCAAAUUAAUUCAUAAUAUAUUGAAAAUUGAUAUAGCUGUUUUAAUGGGAGCUAAUCUUGCUGGUGAAGUUGCAGAUGAAAAAUUCUGUGAAGCUACUAUUGGUUGCAAUGAUUCAAAAACAGGUAAAAUGCUUAAAGAGUUAAUUGAAACAGAUUACUUUAGGCUUUCUCUUGUUGAUGAUGUGAAUACUGUUGAAAUUUGUGGUGCUUUAAAGAAUAUUGUUGCUUGUGGAGCAGGUUUUGUAGAUGGAUUAAAAUAUGGGGAUAAUACCAAAGCAGCUGUGAUAAGACUGGGAUUAAUGGAGAUGAUAGAGUUUGGUAAUGUAUUCUAUCCAGGUGCUAAACUUACAACAUUCUUUGAGAGUUGUGGAAUUGCAGAUUUAAUAACAACAUGUUAUGGAGGAAGAAAUCGAAGAGUAGCAGAAGCUUUUGUUAAAACUGGAAAAAGUAUUGAAGAAUUGGAAAAGGAAAUGUUGGGAGGUCAGCGAAUGCAGGGACAUCAAACUGCAGAAGAAGUUGCCAUAUUAAUUGAAGAGAAAAAAGUAGAAAAUAAAUUUCCAUUAUUCUAUUCCAUACAUCGAAUCUGCAGAAAGGACAUACCACCCACGGAAUUGAUAAACUGUAUUCGCCAUCAUCCAGCUCAUCAUGUGAAAUAAAUUGUUAAUCUUUGUAGAAAUUAGAAAUUUUUUUUAACAAAAUCUCCAUUGGCAUGUUUAGAAUUUUUAAGUCAUUUAUUUUUUAAUAAUUACAUGCAUUAUAUUCAAAAUAUAAGAUUUAUAAUUUAUUAAAAUACAUGGAAUUUUCUAUGUUAUAAAAAAAAUCAUGUAAUUAUGUUCACACACUAAUUAUUUCAUUACUACCUUUUGAAAAAUAAGCACAAAUAGGUAAUUUAUUUGGAAUGUCUCUAGGUUGAACUAUUUCUUGUUAAUUAUGAAUGUGGAGAGUUGGAGACUGAAGUGAAAUAAAAA
Centruroides sculpturatus (bark scorpion) is the source of this 1341-nucleotide messenger RNA. RefSeq names its product glycerol-3-phosphate dehydrogenase [NAD(+)], cytoplasmic-like. The record is from RefSeq and is a predicted model, not a curated record. The transcript has 7 exons. Bases 85 to 1029 code for a protein of 314 amino acids. Gene Ontology annotation, molecular function: NAD binding; glycerol-3-phosphate dehydrogenase [NAD(P)+] activity; protein homodimerization activity. Gene Ontology annotation, cellular component: glycerol-3-phosphate dehydrogenase (FAD) complex; cytosol. Gene Ontology annotation, biological process: glycerol-3-phosphate catabolic process; carbohydrate metabolic process. NCBI's taxonomy places the organism in Eukaryota, Metazoa, Arthropoda, Arachnida, Scorpiones, Buthidae.